GUAACUGCUGGAAACCCGGUCCCCACCCUGGUUUCUUUAAAUACCCACCACCACCAAGGCGAACCGUUACACGGGAAAGAAACGGGGAUGUGUUGACGUUAGUCGAUAUCUUCAACAACGUGAAUACCUUCACAUUUUAGUUUUUAGACUUCUAACAUGGAGCUGGACCGGCGGUUGUUGCUAGCCCACUGCACGGCUCACGCCCUGUCGAUGGUGGCGGGCUUGCUGGUGGUCGUCCCCAUGGCUCUCAAUGGCUCCGCGUUCAAAGGCCGAUGCGCACUCUUCUCCGCCGGCUACUGGAGGACAGAGGACCGGGCCGAGCUGACGGGGCAGCCUGAAGACGUGUCUCACCUGGUGGUACAGCAGUGGGGCCCACCGGCGGCCUGCCAGUUCGUCACAUUUGUCGGUAUUUUUACGGUGCUGUACGGGGCCGCGCAGAGCUGGAGAUGCCUCUUCUAUCUGCACGGACGCCAUGACGACACCCUGUUUUCCUCCUUCCUGACGGUGCUGCUGAGUGUGUGUGUGCUCUUCCUGUCUGGAGGGGCCAGUGUUAUCUUGUCUCUGGGUUUGGUCUCCUGGUGUGACACCGUGACUGAUGACAACACGCGGCCAUACAGCUGUGCAGAGUCCCAGUCCGUUCCCCUCUACCUGGAUGUGGACACCUCCUCUUUCUACACAGAGCUCAGUCUGGCACAGGCGUCUCUGUGGUGUGUGACUGCUCUGUGGUUGACUCAGUCCAUCCUGGCUUUCCUGCGGCUCUACCACUCUCACAGCCAGCACAUCAGCGGGCCAUGUCGUCCCCGAGAGAAGGAGCUGCUGCUGGGACACAGUCCAUCUGACAGCGGCUCCCCCUCACCUACUCCAGCAACAACCAACCUUUUAGUGUAACUGAGUGUGUAUGAGGUAGUGAUAUAACUCCACCAUCUAAAUUUAGUUUUAAACCCAAUUUUUUUUACCACUCUACAGUUCUUACUACUGCAUGUAGACUGAACUUCCAAGUAGGGCUGAAUGAUUUUGGGAAAUAAUCUUAAUUGCAAUGUUGUUGUUUUUUUAAACUAAUAUUGCAAUUGCGAUUUAAUAUGCAAUUAUCUUUUAAGCUCUUUAUCUUCUAUAUUAUUCAAAACAGACAAUAAAUCAUUGUAUGUUAUGACCAA
This is a messenger RNA of Micropterus salmoides (largemouth bass), 1154 nucleotides long. RefSeq names its product transmembrane protein 179-like. The transcript has 4 exons. Bases 157 to 888 code for a protein of 243 amino acids. The record is from RefSeq and is a predicted model, not a curated record. NCBI's taxonomy places the organism in Eukaryota, Metazoa, Chordata, Actinopteri, Centrarchiformes, Centrarchidae.